AUGGUCUUCUUCCCUAAGCAGGCAGACAAGAUUUCCACUGAUCCAACAACUCAUGGCUCAUUAUUUGUGCCAGUCAUUCUAGGCAGCAAUAAGACCACGGUUUCUGUUGCAACAGGCCAAAACAAGUAUUAUUCACUGUAUAUUUCAGUGGGAAAUGUUCAUAACAAUGUCCAGCAAGCACAUAGGAAUGCUGUAGUGUUGCUGGGCUUUCUAGCCAUCCCAAAAAGUCUCAAACCUGGGAUGUUAGUCCCAGAGAUUGUACGCUGUGCCAACAUGCACUUAAGGCAUGUCAUUUAUGGUAUUGGGCCAUACAUUGCCGACUAUCCAGAGCAAGCUCUUCUUGCAUGCAUAGUUCAAGGAUGGUGUGCUCGUUGUAUUGCGUUACCCAACAACCUCGACGGUGAAGGUGGCCAACACUAUGAUCAUACAGAGGUCCUUGCUGACUUCCUUGAUCUGCAUGUCUUACGGGAUCAAUAUGGUAUUGUGAGCAACAUUGUACCAUUCACCCAUGAUUUUCCUUGUGCUGACAUCCACGAGAUCCUGGCUCCCGACCUUCUUCACCAAGUCAUUAAAGGUACCUUUAAGGAUCAUCUUGUGACUUGGGUGGAGGAUUAUCUCAAUCUAAUAUAUGGCAAAAAGCAUGCUGAAGAGAUCUCAGAUGACAUUGACCGGUGGAUUGCAGCAGCUCCAUCGUUUUCUGGACUUCAACAAUUUCCACAGGGCCGUGGAUUCAAGCAGUGGACUGGCGACGACUCAAAAGCCUUGAUGAAAGUCUAUCUUCCCGCUAUCGAAGGGUACGUCCCACCGGAUAUAAUAUGCACAUUCCGUGCUUUUUUAGAUUUCUUCUACUUGGUCCAGCAUGAUACUUACAGUGACAGCAGCAUUCAGCAAGUGCAAGACACAGGCAAAGAUUUUCACCGGACCCGUGUUAUCUUUCAGACACUGGGUCACUAUCCCCUACUCAUUUGCAUGUUUGGCUCUCCAAACGGCCUUUGCUCCUCAAUCACAGAAUCAAGACAAAUCACAGCUGUGAAAGAACCAUGGCACCGCUCGAGUAGAUAUGAGGCGCUUGGCCAAAUGUUAUUAGUCAACCAGCAACUUGAUAAACUUGCAGCUUCUUGUGUAGAUUUCACAAUGCGCGGCAUGCUGACAGUUCGUCAAUACUCAACCAAAUGUUAUGAGCUCAGUCUGCAGCUCAAUCAGCCCCGCCUAGUUGAGUUGAUUCGGUGGUUUCUCUACAGCCAAGCACGCAUCAAUGAUUGUGAUGCACCUUCAGCCUUCGAUAUACCACUGCAUCAGUGCCCCACAUUCAACUCAAGGGUAGUCGCAACACAUUCAGCCAUUGCAUAUUUUAUGCACCAAGUGAUAAUAGUGGGGUUGGUGCGUGAUCCUUCAAUCACAGGAAUCAGAGGACUCGACGUUGUUCAAAUCUUCGCAUUUCUUUCUUUCUCUCAUAAUAACACAACUUACCCUUGUGCACUUAUACAGUGGUUUUUUCAUAUUUUAGAUGAGCCAGAUGAACUCACUGGGAUGUGGAAGGUCCAGCCUGAUACGAAUAACAACGCAUCACCCAGUCUUGAAAUCAUUCAUCUGGACUGUAUAUUUUGUAGUGCACAUCUCAUGCCAGUGUUUAGUGAAUAUGGUCACUGCUUUAUUCCAUCUGACAUUGAUUUUACUAAUUCGCUAGAUAGAUUCUCUACAUUCUACAUAAACAAGUAUAUUGAUCGUCAUGCCUUCGGGCUUGGCCAACUUGACAUGUAA
Molecule: messenger RNA, 1761 nt
Organism: Serpula lacrymans var. lacrymans S7.9
Lineage: Eukaryota; Fungi; Basidiomycota; Agaricomycetes; Boletales; Serpulaceae
Exons: 9
Coding region: 1-1761 (586 amino acids)
Source: RefSeq, a predicted model, not a curated record